AUGUCCAAGCUCAAAUGGAUUCUCGACAAGGCGACUGUGGCCAGCGAGCCCGGCUUGUCCAAUGCCCAGCUGAUGUUGACGAACGAGGAUUUACGGCCAGUCGAACCUGCCCGCCGCCAAUGGAGAUGGCUGAACUAUGUCGCAUUCUGGAUUGCAGACUCGCUGAAUAUUAACACAUGGAUGAUCUCGUCCUCCAUGAUUGUCGACGGCCUCUCCUGGUGGCAGUCAUGGCUCUGCGUCUGGAUUGGAUAUUUCAUUGCAGCUGCCUUCGUUUGUCUCACCGGUCGCAUUGGUGCCGUCUAUCAUAUCUCCUUUCCCGUCACCGUUCGAGCAUCGUUUGGAAUUUGGGGAUCGUUCUGGCCAGUGAUCAAUCGGGUGGUCAUGGCCAUUAUCUGGUACGGCGUGCAGAGUUACAUUGGAGGCGAGUGUGUGACUUUGAUGAUCGAGGCUAUCUGGCCUAGUUACAAGCACCUGCACAAUGGGCUCUCUGCCAGCGCGGGCGUGGAUACCAAGGGCUUCCUCAGCUUCUUCUUGUUCUGGCUUCUCUCCCUCCCGGCCCUCUGGUUCCCCGUCCACAAGGUGCGACACCUGUUUACCGUCAAGGCGAUCUACUCGCCCAUUGCCGCCAUCGCCUUCUUCGCCUGGGCGAUCUCACGAGCUCACGGCAUUGGCCCAAUCAUCCACCAGGGCAACACCAUCCACGGCAGCACCCUAGGCUGGGCUUUCGUGAAGGGAGUCAUGAGUUGCAUUGGUAACUUUGCCGCUCUCAUUAUGAACGACCCGGACUUUUCGCGGUUUGCCCGGUCGCCCAAGGACGCGCUGUGGUCCCAGCUAUUCACCAUCCCGAUUGGCUUUGGCGUUACUUCCUUCAUUGGCAUUAUAGUGUCCUCGUCUUCGGCGGUCAUCUACAAGGGCGACCCAGUCUGGAACCCGCUGGACCUGCUGGGCAUGUUCCUGGACGGAGCCAGCUCGGGACAACGCUUUGGCAUUUUCAUCAUUGCGACCGGCUUCGCCCUUGCACAGCUGGGAACCAACAUUUCGGCAAACUCGGUCUCCGCCGGUACCGACUUGACUGCCCUGAUGCCCCGGUACUUGAACAUCCGCCGUGGCAGCUACAUUUGCGCUAUCAUCGGCCUGGCCAUGUGCCCGUGGAAUCUCGUGGUCUCAUCCAACCAAUUCACCACUUACCUGUCCGCCUACUCCCUCUUCCUCUCCGCCAUUGCCGGCGUCAUGAUCUGUGACUACUACAUUGUGCGCAAGGGCUAUCUUGACAUCAAAGCGCUGUACAGCGGACGCAAGACCGACAUCUACUAUUACAAUUUUGGAUUCUCCUGGCGCGCCUAUACCGCCUACAUCGCCGGGAUUCUGAUCAACAUCGUCGGCUUCGUUGGUGCAGUCGGGCACCAGGUCCCCGUCGGAGCACAGUACAUCUACAAUAUCAACUACUUCACCGGCGUGGUUGUCUCCGGCGGUAUGUACUGGAUUCUCACCCGCCUCUUCCCUGUGCCAGGGACCAGCGACCACUGGAACGAGGUCGAUAUUGAUGUCGACGAGUUCAGCGUGGCGGAUGGGCAACCAGUCAUUGACGAGGAGCACACCGGGUAUGGGUAUGACCGUCGCUCGAUUACGGACUCGCUGCCGGCAGAUGAUCAGAAGGAUGGCAUUAGUACAGCUGCCAAGAGGAUCUGA
Molecule: messenger RNA, 1689 nt
Organism: Penicillium canariense
Lineage: Eukaryota; Fungi; Ascomycota; Eurotiomycetes; Eurotiales; Aspergillaceae
Product: nucleobase cation symporter-1 family protein
Exons: 5
Coding region: 1-1689 (562 amino acids)
Biological process (GO): nucleobase transport; transmembrane transport
Cellular component (GO): plasma membrane
Molecular function (GO): nucleobase transmembrane transporter activity
Source: RefSeq, a predicted model, not a curated record